Messenger RNA from Drosophila mojavensis, 773 nucleotides. RefSeq lists its product as uncharacterized. Bases 9 to 614 code for a protein of 201 amino acids. Lineage: Eukaryota; Metazoa; Arthropoda; Insecta; Diptera; Drosophilidae. The transcript is spliced from 3 exons. The record is from RefSeq and is a predicted model, not a curated record.
AUCAUACGAUGUUGUUCCAUAUAAAGUUUCAAUACGCAAUUUUCGGCGCGAUUUUAUUCACAUGGCCAUCGAUUGCCUUGAAAUACCUGUUCGUCCCUGAGGAGGACCAGUUCUACAGCGAGUGCCAAAAUUCAGCACAUAACGUCCUUAACGUUCAUGAAAUGAGUGAUAUGUCAGAGUUAACCUUUACACGAGAAGGCGAUAAACUAGCAGUUUCGGGCAAUGCAUCCUUUAAGUGGGACAUUCAACCUGGCGAUCGUGUUUUGACGAGCUUUCAGUUAUUUAAGUUCGAUCGUAUAAGCUGGGUGCAAACACCUUUCGGUAUGACCGUUCCUGACAUCUGCCCCAUUCUGUAUGACGAGCCUCAGUAUUGGUAUAAGUAUUGGACUCAAUUUAUAACCAAUAAAGAAGAUGUUAAAGACAAAUGCUUUUACCCCGGAACUAAAUUUAUUCACGAACCGUUUGUUAUUAACUUAAUAUUCGAUAUUACUGGACUGCCUUUACAUGGGCGACAUAAAAUUGUUGUCACAAUCAGAGCCUUUAGCUGGAUGAAUGUGGAACGAGAAUCUAGCAUCUGUAUCGAGCUAGUGGGAGAGUUUGAAAGGCUAAAUUAGAAUAACAUGACAAGUCCGAUAAGUCCACGGCAUCUUAAUCAGAUCCUCCCCGCUGGAUCACUUUAAUUUGGUAUCCCUAUUAUAACUAUCCAUUUGUUAAUGCUUAAAAUAUGUUAAUUUAAAAUGUUAGUGUUGAAUUAUUCAUCAUGUUCCCAAUAA